This is a messenger RNA of Striga asiatica, 954 nucleotides long. NCBI's taxonomy places the organism in Eukaryota, Viridiplantae, Streptophyta, Magnoliopsida, Lamiales, Orobanchaceae. The record is from the annotation of a GenBank genome assembly.
CUGGACGGACCUCCGAUUCUGCUUGUUCAGAUGCUGCUCACUCGCUGCCUGCGCUUAGCACGGGAAGACUCAAUAGAGACCGAUGAAUUGCAUUCUAGGUUCGAACUUCCUUGCUUCCAGCCACUUGGUUCACGAUCCAGGAAAGCAAGAAUCGAACCCCCUAUAGGUGAUGGCUUUGGAUCUCGACCUGGACAGGCGCAGGAGCAAUUCCCUUAUUUUAUUAUCACAGACCACCUGUUCCGAAGCGAUCUUCCUUUAACUACCACCUGGUCAAGAAGAAUCAUCAGGAUUACCCAGCAAUCAAGAAUGUCCACGGCAUUCCAAGAAUUCUUGUUAUACGCGCGUUCCAGCCCUCAACCCUCUUUUCGAGAACGAGCGAAGGAACGCGGAAGCAGGGUCGACAAAGUUGAGUCGACCAUAGGGAGAGGAAAGAAGGAGACGCCUCUUCGAUCUAAUAGUCAGAAACCUUGGACCAAUAGGCUUUCCCCAUCUCUGUUUAGGAUUGGGGCCAACCUCACCCAGCAGGUGCAGCAGGUUGAGGACACAUAUGAGCUGCUGGCACUGGCUCUUGGGGAGGCAGCGACAGCCGACCUGUUCAGGGGGUCGGUGUUCUUUGUGUCGAUCGGGAGCAACGACUUCAUCCACUAUUACCUGCGCAAUGUGUCGGGCGUCCAGAUGCGUUACCUCCCAUGGGAGUUCAAUCAGCUCCUUGUCAAUGCAGUGAGGCACUACAGGCUUUUCUUUGUCUUUGUUUGGUUUUAUUUGUUAUGUUUGCGUCUGUUUUAUUCAGCGCUUUCUUGGCAGAGUUUUAGGCGGCAAGAGACUGACGGGCUUGUUGGAGCUGCUAAGCAUAACGAAUCGAAGCCGAAGACGAAUCAAGGUUUUUAUUCCAAGCCGAUAGGCGAAGGGCCGAAGGAUGGAGCGUGCAAAGUCGAUCGUGCACCUGUCGUGUGA